AUGCCAGAAGGACCAUCUGUGAGGAAGUUCCACCACUUGGUCUCCCCCUUUGUGGGGCAGCAGGUGGUCAAGACAGGGGGCAGCAGUAAGAAGCUAAACCCUGCCAGCUUUCAGUCCCUGUGGCUCCUAGACAACCAGGUCCAUGGAAAGAAAUUAUUCCUUAGAUUUGAUCCAGAUGAAGAACUUGGGUCCCUUGGCAACAACUCACUACCAGAGCCUCUGCAGGAAGGAGAGAAGAGGGAAGAGGCUGAGGACCAAAAGCAGGCCUUGGGGCCCAGCAGCCGGGAAAUCUCCAGCCGGUCCUCUCAGUCCCUGGAGCGUGUUGUUCCCAGUGGAGGCAACGGUUUGGAGUGUUUGCGGGGAGACACUCCCGCAGAAGGUGCUGAGAGGUGGCUGCAGGUCAGCUUUGGUUUAUUUGGCAGCAUUUGGAUGAACGAGUUCUCCAGAGCAAAGAAAGCAAACAAGAGGGGUGACUGGAGGGACCCCAUUCCAAGCAACCUUAAAGGGAACAUCAUUAAGAACGAAGCCUUGUACAGAGCUGGGAUCCAUCCCCUUUCUCUUGGUUCCCUCCUCAGUCCUCCGCAUCUGGAGGCCCUGGUGGAUCACGUGGUGGAGUUCAGUGCCGACUGGCUUCAGGGCAAGUUCCAGGGCAAACAGCAGCACACGCAGGUCUACCAGAAGGAGCAGUGCCCCGUCGGGCACCAGGUUAUGAAAGAGGCAUUUGGGCCUCCAGGCGGCUUCCAGAGGCUCACCUGGUGGUGCCCGCAGUGCCAGCCCAGGCUGCCACCUGACGAGCAAGAGCAGGGCCGGCUCUCCUAAGGCUCUCUAGCCCCUUCUUCAUAACACUUUGCCCUGCAGGGGCUGAUUCCUGAGUGUCAGGAAAGCGGGCACUGUCAGUAUGUGGGACUGGGCACAGGAAGUGGAGGGCAGCGUGGGUCGGGGGCGGGGGGGCGAGUGUCAGUACCAUUGCUGUCCAUCUCUCUGGUGUUCUAAGGCACUUUCUACAGGGUUAGAUUUUUUUCUUUUCUCUAGUUUUGGUUAAUUCUUCUUAUCUAAUUCUGCCAUUGUGAAAGAUGAGAAAAAUUAUGACAAUGGUAAAGGGAGAAACCUCCCAAUGGGGCAUUGAUAGUGAUAGCAUAUGGAGAACAGCUAUGCCUCCACAUUGCUUUGCAGGCCUUUGGUUUUGUUUUUGAAAGCUUGGUUGGUUUUCAGGCCCUCCAUUUGGAAAAAGGAGUUGUCUCUCUUUGUUCCCCUAGAGGGAUCCAGGGAUGAGGAUGGAGUAGCACAUGAGGGUAGUGACCCACCUGGAUCCCUUCCUGUGGGAUGGAGACCCCGAGAGAAGGGUGGGAGGAAGAGAGGGACCGGGAAUUGGCCACCUUCCUGCCAUGCCCAGUGGGCUUAAGAGAAAAGCUGCUUAUUUCCUCCUUAAGGUGUUGAUAUGUUGAACAGUGCAGGAAUCGAGGAUUGUAGAGACACGUUGUCAGGUUGUUAGCAACAUGUCCAAGAAACGAGGACAGUCACGUGAAAAUAAAGCUCUUUGUUCUUUUC
Puma concolor (puma) is the source of this 1548-nucleotide messenger RNA. The record is from RefSeq and is a predicted model, not a curated record. NCBI's taxonomy places the organism in Eukaryota, Metazoa, Chordata, Mammalia, Carnivora, Felidae.